ACCUGGUGGUGUUAAUGACACCAAAGGUGCCAAUAUAAGUUGUUUAUUUUAUAAGUUCCUUUAUCGAUUGCUCGCAGAAUGUAAUCAUGUUCUCCUAUUAUAGCUUGGAUGCGAUGCGCCACUUUCGGCACUUGACAAUCAACUAUCUGAUACUCCUAUUAAUCAGCAAAGUUUCUGACACUGUAAUCUGAAUAUUUGUUACUGUUAUGGCAUCAGAACGUGCAAUUCGCUGACUAGAAUCAGGAUGGAUAUGUUGUGUGUGAAGCUCUGGUUGGCCAUUUGAUAUCUUUGACAAACUUUAUUCGUUUCCGAAAAUUUGGCAGCCGCCCAUGUUGCCUUUCCGAAGAUGCUUAUGCUGUUGGUUCGUUUUGUGAAAAAAAAUCAGAAUCAGAAUGUCAUCAUUCUCCCUGAAACUAGUAGAAAAGAGCAUAGCAGCAGCAGCAGCAGCCAUCGAUCACGAUCACUGCACUGCAAGCCUUCAACCUGGAGCAAGUGAGCCAUGCCAUAUUGGCAUACGAUACGCGAGCAAGUGCCCUCCUUUUUAUAGCCAACAGCAAGAGCAAGGCAGAUAUUAGAUAGAAUGAAAGUUGGGGAAUCAAUCAGCGGCAGCUUAAUCCUCUCGUCAUCUCCAUCAAUCCAUCGUCAUUAAUCAGAGAAUUUGCUUCUUGUGUUACUAAUAAUCUUUGAGGGGAGGCAAUUAAUGGACCACCUGACAAAGGAGCAGAUCGCCGAGUUCCGGGAGGCAUUCAACCUGUUCGACAAAGAUGGAGACGGGACGAUCACGAGCAAGGAGCUUGGGACGGUGAUGGGGUCGCUGGGGCAGUCGCCGACGGAGGCGGAGCUGAAGAAGAUGGUGGAGGAGGUGGACGCGGACGGCAGCGGCAGCAUCGAGUUCGAGGAGUUCCUGGGCCUCCUCGCCCGCAAGCUUCGCGACACCGGCGCCGAGGACGACAUCCGCGACGCCUUCCGCGUCUUCGACAAGGACCAGAACGGCUUCAUCACCCCCGACGAGCUCCGCCACGUCAUGGCCAACCUCAGCGACCCCCUCUCCGACGACGAGCUCGCCGACAUGCUCCACGAGGCCGACUCCGACGGCGACGGCCAGAUCAACUACAACGAGUUCCUCAAGGUCAUGAUGGCAAAGCGAAGGCAGAAUAUGAUGGAGGGACAUGGAAGUGGAGGCCAUCGGUCAAGUAACUCCCACAAGAAAUCCGGCUGCUGCGGCCCGAAUUCCUCAUGUACCAUCCUCUGAAAAAGAUGUAGGUUUCAGGUUUGCAACUGUUCUGAUGAGGAUUGUAUAGUUCAGAGUUUUUUUUUUGUCACCUCAAUUUCUGGUUACACUUGUUCUGGGGCUAUGCAAACAAGAAAAUCAAACAACUACACAGUGUAAAUGAAAAUGAAUAAUGCUGGCCAAUUAAUAUACUUGUUCCUCACAAGAUUCUGAUUUACAUACAAAACUUGACACACAAAACCCAUUGAGUGAUCAGCUUCACUUGAGCUAUCACAAGGGUUCUCUGACAAAUAAGAGCAGCAUUUACAACACUAGUGGAGACCAAACAUAGUUUACAGGGCCACUCACAUCUAAUUACAGAUGCAAUGAACAUGCUUUCUGCUUUUCCAGCCUCUAGAAAUGGGAAUGCUGAUUCAAAAGAAUGGGAUGCUAAAAUAGUUCACCCAUUCCUCCUCUCCCAAGUUACUCUAGGAAAGUUGAUUUUGAAGAUCAUCUGAUUUCCAAACAACAUCCUUUAAGGUUCUGGAGAGGUUCUUGUAGAACU
Molecule: messenger RNA, 1775 nt
Organism: Oryza sativa Japonica Group (Japanese rice)
Lineage: Eukaryota; Viridiplantae; Streptophyta; Magnoliopsida; Poales; Poaceae
Source: RefSeq, a predicted model, not a curated record